Molecule: messenger RNA, 2008 nt
Organism: Populus nigra (black poplar)
Lineage: Eukaryota; Viridiplantae; Streptophyta; Magnoliopsida; Malpighiales; Salicaceae
Product: G-type lectin S-receptor-like serine/threonine-protein kinase At4g27290
Exons: 2
Coding region: 92-814 (240 amino acids)
Source: RefSeq, a predicted model, not a curated record
GUCCCAUUCCACCUAUGAAAGGUGAAAAAUUCAGGAAUGAUCUCAUUCAUCAUGUCAAAACACUGCAACACUCUCAAUAAAAAAUUCAACAAUGGCAAGCUUUGCUGUGUUCUUUGUGUGCUCUUUCUUGAUCUCCAUCUUAACCACUUCGACCUCACUAGAAACCAUCAACCCAGGCCAAUCCAUGAGAGAUGGUGAGACUCUGGUUUCUGCAGGCGGAAGCUUUGAACUGGGUUUUUUCAGCCCUCAAGGUUCAACAAGCAGAUACCUGGGAUUAUGGCUCGACAAGUCUCCUCAGACAGUUUUAUGGGUUGCCAAUAGAGAAAAUUCACUUUCUGAUAAUAUGGGAGUUCUGAACAUCACCACCCAAGGGAUUCUAAUCCUUCUCAAUAGCACAAACCAUAUUGUUUGGUCAUCAAAUUCAAGUGCAUCAAGAACUACGCAGAAUCCGGUUGCGCAGCUCUUGGAUUCUGGAAAUUUUGUUGUGAGAGAAGGAAAUGAUUAUAACCCUGCAAACUUUCUGUGGCAGAGUUUUGAUCAUCCUUGUCAUACCUUAAUACCUGGAAUGAGAUUGGGAGUCAACUUUGUGACACGGAUGGACAGGUUUUUGUCAUCUUGGAAGAGCGCAGAAGAUCCUGCUCGAGGUGAAUUUUCUUUCCGUAUAGAUCCUCAUGGCUAUCCGCAGCUACUCUUGAAGAGAGGGAAUACAACAUGGCAAAGAGGGGGGUCAUGGGAUGGCAUAAAAUUUACAUCAACUCCGAGACCGAAAGAUAAUCCAGUUUUGACAAAUGAAUUUGUGUUCAAUAGCAAAUAGGUUUAUUUUGAAUAUGGAAUUCAAAGUACAGUUUUUUCAAGGCUUACAUUAGGUCCAUCGGGUCUUCCUCAGAGCUUCACAUGGAAUGAACGAACUAAGGAUUGGGUGAUUAUUGAAAAUGGUCAGUUCGAUCAGUGUGAGAAUUAUGCAUUCUGUGGUCUCAACACUCGCUGUGAGAUGACUAGAAAUCCUAUAUGUGUAUGCUUGGAUGGAUUCAAGCCCAAGUCUCCGGUAGAUUGGAAUUUUUCAGAUUGGUCAGGUGGCUGUAACCGGAGGACUCCACUGAAUUGUAGUGGUAAAGAUGUGCUUUCUCAAGUAUACUGCCAAUAAGCUGCCAGACACAUCUUCUUCCUGGUUUGACAAGAGCAUUGGCCUCAGGGAAUGAGAGGGAUUGUGUCUGAAGAACUGCUCUUGCACUGCUUAUGCAAAUUUAGAUAUCAGGGGAGGUGGAAGCGGCUGCCUGAUUUGGUUUGGUGACCUGAUUGAUACGAGAAAGUCUACUGGGAAUGGACAAGACCUCUAUGUCAGGAUGGAUUCUUCAGAAUUAGUUACAAAUGUGAAAAAAGGGAACUUCAGUAAGAAAAAGAAGGGAGCAAUAAUCGCCAGCACCACUGUACUGGGCAUUGCGAUGCUAAUGUUAGGAAUGUUAUUUUGCAUACGGAGGAGGAAUCAUAGGACGCACAACAAUUCUGAAGAAGUAAGUAAAGAAGACAUUGAGUUACCAAUAUUUGAUUUGAGUACCAUAGCACAUGCCACCGAUAACUUUUCAAGCAGGAACAAGUUGGGAGAAGGAGGUUUCGGACCUGUAUUUAAGGUAACAAACAGUUACCUGCCUGUUGAAACCAUCUUCUACGUAAAACUUACUGAACUGUUUCUAUGCUUGCUAGGGCAUAUUGAAAGAAGGUCAAGAAAUAGCAGUGAAAAGGCUUUCAAAAAGUUCUGGGCAAGGAUUAAAUGAGUUCAAAAACGAAGUUAUAUUAAUUGCUAAACUUCAGCGUCGCAAUCUCAUGAAGCUUCUUGGUUGUUGCAUUCAUAAAGAUGAAAAAAAUGCUGAUCUAUGAAUGCAUGCCCAACAAGAGUUUGAACCUUUUGAUUUUUGGUGUGAACCUCUCCUCAAUCAGUGUAGACACAAUUUUGUACACCUGAAAUUAAACAAGCACACGUGUAUAAAUGUAUGAUUUUAUUAAAUAUAUG